This is a messenger RNA of Effrenium voratum, 804 nucleotides long. Lineage: Eukaryota; Dinophyceae; Suessiales; Symbiodiniaceae. The record is from the annotation of a GenBank genome assembly.
AUGGAGGCAGACCACCUGCGGAGUGAUGUGUUGAAAUCGCCACGGAAGGGCAAAUAUAUUUCUCGCAGGCACUCAGCGGCAAAUGUGCCAAAUGUGCCAGCCAAAGCUGAGGGUCGGCGAACGUCGAUCUCCGCGAGAAGAAGCUCGCUGGUGCACGGGAGGCCGUCAGGCAGACGAGCUUCGUUGAGCGACUCUGGCCCAGGCAUCUUGAAAGGCGUGUCUUCAGGGCGGCGACUCAGUGCAGAUAAUUCAGGACGACGACUGAGUACUGAUGCGUCGGCUCGCACGCGGCAAGGUUUGCGCAGGCCAUCUGCCGUCUCUGUGGCCAACGUGCGGAGGGCGUCUUUGGGAUCAGUGGGAGAGACCCUGCAGCAGGCUCGCAGUGAGGCGCACAGGCUGUCGCAGUCGCAUGUGUACGACACAGCCAAGAAUGUUUUGCUGCCACCAGCGAAAGAUGCCACGUCUCCGCGCAAUCAAGUGAAAAGGGCUUCCACAACUCCGGUUCUUGUGCCGGAAAUCGUGAGCCUGGCCCCCUCCGAGGAGCUUUGCGGCGUGCAAGUUCGUAAACCCAGCGACAAAGCCAAGGCCGAAGAGUACGAGGGCCAGCAUGCCGCUCCCAAGAUGUCGGAGAAUGGCAAGCUGCUGAAGCAGACGCGCUUGUUCAGCCGGCUGUCGGACCAGGCGCUCAUUGACCUAGCGGACAAUGGAGAGGAUGGCGCUUCCUGCGCUUUUCGGAAGUUCUCUACAGGGAAGGGGAGAAGCAGAACCAAGACUGGCUUGGCCUGGUCAUCUCGGGAGCGCUGA